Molecule: messenger RNA, 1169 nt
Organism: Trichoplusia ni (cabbage looper)
Lineage: Eukaryota; Metazoa; Arthropoda; Insecta; Lepidoptera; Noctuidae
Exons: 2
Coding region: 352-690 (112 amino acids)
Source: RefSeq, a predicted model, not a curated record
AGCAACUUAUGACCAUUCUUUUCUAUUAAGUUUUUCAAGAUUAAAUGUUAUAUAAAUACUAACAUCAAUUAAUAAUUAUACCAACGAGGGCUUACCUGAACAGGGUAAAUAUAUGAAAUGAUAAGUAAAGUAAAUAAUCUAGCUUUGAUCUAAUAGAAUCGAUAAACGAUAAACAUAUCGAUAUACAACUUACACAAACUUACGUGACUCGAGACAUCGGUAUUAAGUAAUUUCGGUAGCAUCAGAUAACGAUGACUUUAUACUGGGAAUGUUACUGAAAUCAUUGAUAUUGUCAGUUAGAUGCUCGUAUAAAAGAGAACUCGAUUAGUUUCGCGAAAUAAACCAUUCACAAUGGCGUCCGCAGCGUGGCUUGCUUCUCUAUUACUUCUCUCCAACGUAUUCGUGAUCCGGGCGCAGUACCCUUGCGCCUUGGGAUCACAGGGAUACCCCGGCUACGGGGCUCCUCCGCCAUACCCCAUCAUUGUAAAAUCUGGCAAUGACGACGGUAUGAAGACUAUCCUGCCCAUUCUUCUGCUCCUUCUAACUGACGGAUGUGGAGGCAAUGGGGGCUGCGGCGGCGGGUGCGGGGGCGGCUGCGGGGGCAACGGGGGCGGCGGGGGCUGCCAGGCCAUCCCGAUUCCAUACCCCAUCCCGUACCCGGUCUGCCAGGGCCAACAAGCCAACGGUUAAGCAUUUCUAUAAUACACCGAUCAGUAACUUCAGUCUGGGUAUUUUUUCUUUUUAGUAUUUUAGUGAAUUCUUUCGGUACUCAUUUCACAGGUUUAACAUUCUUUGGCUUCUAGUAUUUCUUUUAAAAUAUAAGCACUGAAUGUUGCCAAAAUAUCAAAACAUUCUGUAAAUAUCGAAUGACCGCCAAAGUAUUCCAAUUAAUUGUUAAUUAAAUACCUUUCUUUACAAUUGAACGCACUGAAAUAAUUUAGGUUAAAAUUAGCACAUUUGCACGUAUUGCUAUAUUGUUGACGUAUUUUUCGAGUAUUUUGUAGAAAACAAGCUUGUGAUCAGUUUAACUUCUAAAAUUUACUUUUUAUAGAGUUUUUCGUCUAUUAGAUCAGAAAUUUAUUGCCGAAUAUUAUACCUAACAUUUAAAAAAACUGUAUGUAUUGCUGCCGUUUUGUCGACAGUGAAAAUAAAAAACAAAUUAUCUUCCG